AUGUCUGUUCGUACUAAAUUGACUCAAUUCACCUCUUGUGAUAUUUCCGAUGCAUUAGUUAAUUUUGGCAUCAAAAAUGGCGGUUUCAUUCCGAACCUCGUACAAAGAUCCCUAGAUGAAAGAGGUCAAAACAACGGACAUGUUUCUGUGGUUGGCCUUGCCUAUACUGUUUUGUAUGCUCCGAAGUCGGAUCCGAGACCUGCUGUUUCCCAGUCAUAUAUCGACGAAAUCCCUAAAGACGCCGUGCUUGUGCUUGCACUCACUGAGGACCAGCAGCUCGAGACAUCGCCUUAUGUCACCAUCAACAAUGCCUUGUAUGGAGGUCUCUUGUCUACCAGAGCUCAGUAUAGGGAAGCUGCAGGGUCGGUGAUUCUUGGACGCAUCAGAGAUUUGGCAGAGCACCGGAGUCUCGGGUAUGCUGUGUGGUCUUAUGGUGUGGGCACUACCGCUCCUGGUCCAGUGGUAAAAGUUGUGGGAAUCAAUGAGACAGUCACCGUGAAACUUGCUGGGAUGGAUCCGAACGAGCGAAUGGUCAUACAUCCUGGAGACUAUAUUGUGGCGGACGAAAACGGUGUGGUGAGGAUUCCGAUCGGUCACACAAGUGGACCAGAAGCUGGAAUCAGUCUAAAUCAAGUAUUGGAUUAUAUUCCCAGAAGAGUAGAUGCCGAUACACAUGUGGGACAAGAUAUCAAAAAUGGUCGUGGAGCAGCGGAGGCUCAGAAAUUCUGGAGAGGAAAAAUAUGA
This is a messenger RNA of Metschnikowia bicuspidata var. bicuspidata NRRL YB-4993, 744 nucleotides long. Its product is annotated as bifunctional 4-hydroxy-4-methyl-2-oxoglutarate aldolase/oxaloacetate decarboxylase. The coding region runs from base 1 to 744 and encodes 247 amino acids. NCBI's taxonomy places the organism in Eukaryota, Fungi, Ascomycota, Pichiomycetes, Serinales, Metschnikowiaceae. The transcript has a single exon. The record is from RefSeq and is a predicted model, not a curated record.